Molecule: messenger RNA, 732 nt
Organism: Paramecium octaurelia
Lineage: Eukaryota; Ciliophora; Oligohymenophorea; Peniculida; Parameciidae
Source: the annotation of a GenBank genome assembly
AUGUCAAAAAAUAAUAAAUUAAUAGAUGUGGCUAAAUAUUUAAGAAGGUUCUUUUACAGAGUUCAGAAUUUCGUAGAAUAUAGAAUGUUAGUGAAUUAGAAGCAUAUCUUAUUUGUUGGAGGGAAUCAAAAUCCAUUAACACCAAUGCUAUAUUAGUAAUUUUAUCAAAAUUGGCAAAUUGGGCAUUUGGAUUUAUAAUCUGAAUUGCCCAUCCAACCUAAUUUCUUGCUUAAUUAGGAUGAAGGAUUACAGAAAUUGGUUGAAGAAGCAAAAAAACGUAGUAAUCACUAUGAUGCAAUUAUAAUAUUGGAAGACAAUAAUCAAAUAAAACAGGGAGAUGAUUUUGAGACAUACAAUGUGUAUAAAAGUGAAGUGACCAGAGCUUUAAUAGCGUCUCAUUUAGCGACAAAAAUACUUGCCUCGAAUGGGAUGCUCUGUUUUACUGUAGAUUCCAAAAGUUAUUUUGAAUCAAAAUUACCAUCACAGAUGCCAACUGCUAAGGUGAUGAAGGAUUGUCAAAUUGCACAUUUAUGCACUAAUUUAGGAGAGCGAGAUGAUUUAGAAACUGACACACUUGUUGUUGGAGCAUUGAUUGAUGAGGAUAAACUUCAUGAUAUUGUUAAGUACUUGAAAUUGUGGGCUGAUGGAAUAAAGAGACCAGCCAGUGGAACAUUUGCCCAUUUCAAAUACAGCACACACUCUACGCCUAUUGUUUAUCCUGAGUUAUUGUGA